AUGCCCCUCAGUCUCGAACCGCUGGCAUGGCUCGCCCUGCUGGCUUCCCCCGCCUCGGCGUUUUGGCGGUUGCCAUGCAAGUCGCCCAUCGUGGUUGAGAGAACCGAUCCCAUCGUCCAGCCAGGUGCGGUUUCCAAUCAUGUCCACACGAUCAUGGGAGGUAAUGGCUUUGCUCCCACCAUGGACUACAACUCGACCCAAGCCUCAACCUGCUCCUCUUGCACGGUCAUUGGCGACAACUCCAACUACUGGAUCCCAGCCUUAUACUACCAAGCAGAGGAUGGAUCCUUUGAGAGCGUGGACCAAGUCGGCGGAGCUACUGUCUAUUAUCUUCAGCGAGGAGGGCGAGGAGAAUCCCUCAAGGCUUUCCCGGCAGGCUUUCGCAUGGUCGCUGGAAAUCCGUUCAAGCGGUCAGGCGGCAAUGACUUCGCCUCUCAGGCAAUCAGCUACAACUGUUUGGGCACCUCCAAUCCUGAGACACCAUACUUCCCCAACUACAACUGCCCCUCUGGUCUCCGAGCUCAAGUCUUCUUUCCGUCCUGCUGGAAUGGAAAAGAUCUUGACAGUCCAGACCAUAAGUCUCACAUGUCCUACCCAACAGGCGCCUACAACAAUGGUGCUUGUCCACCUGACUUUCCCGUCCACCUGAUCUCGCUGUUCUACGAAGUCAUCUGGGAUACCAACAAGUUUGCCAACCGCUGGUAUGGUAACAAGCAGCCUUUUGUCUGGGCCAUGGGUGACCCCACAGGCUACGGGGGCCACGGCGACUUUCUCAUGGGAUGGGAAGUGGACCACCUUCAACGUGCCGUCGACACUUGCACCAACCUCUCCGGCCGCGUUGAAGACUGUCCUGAAUUCAAGCUCAUCCCAGAUAGCCAAGCUCAAGGAUGCACCGUGCCAUCUGUAGUUGAUGAGCCCGUCACCGGCAAGCUGAGCAAGCUACCUGGCUGCCAGACCGUCAACGCUGGCCCGGCCCAAGCAGCAGUCCAGUCCAACUGUGGCGCUACAAGCUCGCUCUCGCAGUCGACCAGCUUGGGCUUCACUGACCUCACCAGCCAGGGCUGGGCAUAUACUGGCUGUGGCACAGACAACUACUACAAGCGCAUCCUCACCGGCGCCAGCACCAGCCAAGCGAGCAUGACCAACGACCAGUGCGUGAAGUUCUGCGACGGCAAGGGUUUCAGCGUCGCAGGCACAGAGUAUUCAAAGGAAUGCUACUGCGGAAACUCGAUCCCUGACGUUGGCGCUCCGAUUCCAGGCGUGCCGGGCAACUGCAGGAUGCCCUGCGCUGGUGACGCAACCCAGAUGUGUGGUGGUGCUGGUCCAAUCACCCUGUACACCAAGUGCUCGGGCUCGACUUGCACCAACGCCAAUUUUGGUGGUCCGUCGCAGGUUGUGACGAAUCCGUCCACUGGUAAUGGCAGUGGUGAUGAUAGUAGCACCGGCACGACUGAGUUCGGAUCUCCGUCCAGCACCCCAGCCGAGUCUGGUUCUGGUUCGGGAACUGGCUAUGGCUCAGACUCAGGCUCGACUUCUCAACCCAGCGGGAACGCACACAGUGAUAGCUCAGGCUCGGGCUCCUCUGGUUCCGUCAGCAGCGGAUCAAGCAGCAGCGCUCCCCCUUCCGGCCCUGACCAACCUUCCUCUGGCAGCAGCUCUUCGACCCCUGGCUUAGGAGGCAACCCUAGCAGUGGCGGCCAAGGCUCAGGCUCAGGCUCAGCUUCGCCCCCCGCUGAGUCCAACGCCUCACCCCCUUCCUCCACCACAACCUCACCCACCUCCGCCACCUCCACCUCCCUCCCCACCCUCCUCCUCCCCACGACCACCUUCCCCCCACCCAACAACCUCACCUUUCCCCCCUCCUGGACCUACGCCGGCUGCUACACCGACACCGUCUUCCCACGCUCCCUCCCCUUCUGGUCCGACUUCAACGGUCCCCACAUGAGCAACUCGGCGUGCAUGACCUUCUGCGACUCGCGCGGAUUCCCUUUUGCCGGCACCGAGUUCGCGGGCCAGUGUUUCUGCGGCGAUGGCCUGGUCGGAGGGGGCAGUCGGUUGGCGGAGGAGGGGAUGUGUGCGAUGAGCUGUACUGGUGGGGGAGUGGGAGAGGUGUGUGGUGGGAAGGGGGUGUUGAGUCUGUGGCGGAAGGAUGAUGUGGGAGAUGAAAAGGGGGUGGUGGGGAGGAGGGUGAGGAGGCAUUUGGUCAAGCAUGCUAAAGCGCAUGCUUGA
Cyphellophora europaea CBS 101466 is the source of this 2229-nucleotide messenger RNA. RefSeq lists its product as uncharacterized. Bases 1 to 2229 code for a protein of 742 amino acids. The transcript has a single exon. The record is from RefSeq and is a predicted model, not a curated record. NCBI's taxonomy places the organism in Eukaryota, Fungi, Ascomycota, Eurotiomycetes, Chaetothyriales, Cyphellophoraceae.